Vitis vinifera (wine grape) is the source of this 1796-nucleotide messenger RNA. RefSeq names its product probable inactive poly [ADP-ribose] polymerase SRO2. The transcript is spliced from 3 exons. Gene Ontology annotation, molecular function: NAD+ poly-ADP-ribosyltransferase activity. Bases 221 to 1255 code for a protein of 344 amino acids. The record is from RefSeq and is a predicted model, not a curated record. Lineage: Eukaryota; Viridiplantae; Streptophyta; Magnoliopsida; Vitales; Vitaceae.
ACGGCGGCACGAAACAAACCGCCUAAUCACACCAAUCAAAAUUAUAACAAGAGAGUCGGUUUCGUAACAUAUUUAUACUUCCCUAUGGGCCAUUCUUUACCGCUCUCUCUCUCUCUCUCUCUCCCAAUCUCAGCUUCCUUUUCCUUCUCUUUAAUAUCUUUUUCGUUCAUGAUUCUUUGAAAACUUGGUGAGAGUUUUUUUUUAUUCUUUGCACUAAUAGAUGGAGCGUGUUGGUGCCGAGGAACAAGUCUCAAUGACUGUGGACGACCUUGAAAUCAUCCGCCCCGAGGCAGAAUCCGAUGAAUUCAGUUCUAGUUCAGAGCGAGUCGAUUUGUUUGCUUGGAACAACGGAAUGAUCAGAGUUGAUGAAGGAAAUACAGAGCACGACGCCAUCAAGAAGAUGUUUUUUUCCGGCAUGGGACCGAUCGGGAAGGGUACGGAUGUUGUGUCUAUACACAAGAAUUCGCAUUCUACUUUAACCGGCCAAGCGCGAUUUGAAUCGUUUCGAAUAUUUUCGCAGGCGGUGGGGAAAAAGUGCGGUGGUGAUGCUAAUAUCAACUAUGCCUGGUAUGGCGCCUCCAGGGGUGAAAUCUAUGAUAUUAUAUCUCAUGGAUUUAGCCGACUUCAACGGCCAAAAGCUGGUGAACUAUAUGGUUUUGGGGUAUAUCUAUCUUCUGCAAAGUUUUCCAUUGAUUGUGCAUUAUCUUCAGCAGAGGAUGAAAAUGGGCUUAGGCAUGUGAUGUUAUGUCGCGUGAUAUUGGGCAACAUGGAAACUGUUUGUGCUGGUUCACAACAGUUUCAUCCAUGCUCUAGGGAGUAUGACUCUGGAGUGGAUGAUGUUUCAGCGCCUAGAAGAUAUAUCAUUUGGAGUGCUUACAUGAAUUCUCACAUUCUUCCCAGUUACAUCAUAAGCUUUAGGGCCCCUCUGAAGGGAGUUCCUCGAAGAAUUCAGGCGAAUUUAGUAAAACCCACCUCCCCAUGGAUGAAGUUUCACACUCUAUUGUCCGUACUUUCAAAGGUUUUACCUCCUCACAAGAUGACCCAGAUUUCCAAAUAUCACUGUGAUUUCCAUGUAAGUACUAUUUUCUAUUUUAAGACGGAAAUCAUUUUCUGUGAGUUUGCUUUGUUUUGUCCUUAUUUUCGGAAUAUGCUUGUUUCAGAGGAAAAAAAUUACGAGGCAGCAACUGGUAAAAAGAUUAAGACAGAUAGCCGGAGACGAGAUGUUAACCAGAGUGAUCAAACUUUACAGAACUAAGGAUCAGACCUCCUGUGUGCUAGUUCCAUGAUAGGGGUGGGUCUCCAUUCUGAGGUGGUGUUUCGAGGAUGAUACUCUUUUUGUUUGGAACAUUCAUACUUGGUAUGGUUAGCUGAAUGCCAAAGCUUGUUCGGUUUUUCAUAAAGUAAGGUGGGCUUGUAUGGGCCUCCAGAGUGGUCCAAAUGGAGUUUUACCCUUUUUAUAUGUUGAAAGCUUUUCAAAUUCAUUGAACACCACCACACAAAAACACACCCGCGGAAGUCUCUAGGCAGGUACAGAGAGGUUCAUCAUGUUCCCUGUAGAUAUUGAUGCUGAACAAUAUAUUACUCAUUGUCAGUUUCGAUACUCGUAUAUCCCAAAGCACAAAGUGGAAUUGAAGUCUUUGCUCUGAAGCAACUUAGAGCCCGAUCACAAUCUUCCUGAGCUGAGGAGCUUAGUGUAGUAGAUUGGCUUCUUGCCAUUCCCAUCUGAAUCUUGAGAUUGUAGAUGUGAGGUACCAGUGGUUUCAUUUGGUAUUAUGAACAGAAUCAUGUUUUGGGUC